Messenger RNA from Notothenia coriiceps (black rockcod), 1914 nucleotides. RefSeq names its product inhibitor of nuclear factor kappa-B kinase subunit alpha. Lineage: Eukaryota; Metazoa; Chordata; Actinopteri; Perciformes; Nototheniidae. Gene Ontology annotation, molecular function: IkappaB kinase activity; ATP binding. Bases 144 to 1829 code for a protein of 561 amino acids. The record is from RefSeq and is a predicted model, not a curated record. Gene Ontology annotation, cellular component: cytoplasm; IkappaB kinase complex. Gene Ontology annotation, biological process: positive regulation of transcription by RNA polymerase II; peptidyl-serine phosphorylation; tumor necrosis factor-mediated signaling pathway. The transcript has 16 exons.
CCGGGCACUUUGGUGACGUCACCCAGGAAAGUACACAUUCUCACCGUGCUGCUGCAUUGAACCGAAAACAACCGGACAGUACGCAGUUUUACCGACACACAGCUCAUGACACUUUCAUAGAAAGACGACCCUGGGUGACAAAAAUGGAGAAACCUCCCUUCAGGCAGAACCAGAACUGCGGAGACUGGGAGCUGAAAGAGAGGCUGGGAAUGGGCGGUUUUGCCCAUGUUUACCUGUACCAACAUCAUGAAACAAAUGAAAAACUAGCUGUGAAAAUGUGCCGUCUGGAGCUCACACCAAGGAACAAGGACAGAUGGAGCAGAGAAAUCCAGAUCAUGAAAAAGCUGAAUAACAUCAAUGUCGUGACAGCCCGAGAUGUCCCAGAGGAAAUGAGGCACAUAGCCUUAAAUGACCUUCCACUGUUGGCCAUGGAGUACUGCUCAAGGGGAGACCUGAGGAAGUUGCUGAGCAAACCUGAAAACUGCUGCGGGUUGAAAGAGAGUGAAGUGCUUUCAUUACUCAAUGAUGUUGGAUCUGGUAUCCAGUAUCUGCACGAAAACAAGAUCAUACACAGAGACCUUAAACCUGAAAACAUAGUGCUGCAAGAUAUCAACGGAAAGCUGGUUCACAAAAUCAUUGACUUGGGCUACGCUAAAGACCUGGACCAGGGCAGUCUGUGUACCUCCUUUGUUGGCACACUUCAGUACCUGGCACCUGAACUGUUUGAGAAUAAGCCAUACACUGUAACUGUUGACUUCUGGAGCUUUGGCACCAUGGUAUUUGAAUGCAGUUGCGGCUUCCGCCCAUUCCUGCACAACCUGCAGCCUGUGCAGUGGGCCAGCAAAGUGAGGAAUAAAGGUCCAAAAGACAUCAUGGCUGUAGAGGAACCUAAUGGGGAAGUCCGUUUCUCCACACACCUCCCCUACCCCAACAAUCUGAGCAGCACACUGCUGGAGCCGUUGGAAUCUCUGCUGCAGCUCAUGUUAAAGUGGGAUCCUGUCCAGCGAGGAGGCAAACUCAACCCUGACACCAGGCAACCCUCCUGCUUUAAUGUGCUGGAGCAGAUACUCAGUAUGAAGGUUGUCCACAUCCUGAACAUGACCACAGCUCAGGUCCACUCCUUCCAGCUGACUCCAGAGGAAAGUCUCCACAGUCUACAGAUGCGCAUCGAGGCCGAGACAAAGAUUGAGGUGGUGAACCAGGAGCUGCUGCAGGAGACGGGGGUGUCCCUGGACCCCAGGAAGCCUGCCGCACAGUGUGUCCUGGAUGGAGUGAGAGGCUGGGAUAGCUACAUCGUCUACCUGUUUGACAAGAGCAUCACCAAGUACUCCGGGCCCCUUAGCGCCAGACAACUGCCGGAUAAAGUCAACACUAUAGUGCAAGAGGCAAAGACCCAGCUGCCUCUGGUGGUGUUGAAGAAGGUUUGGGGAGAAGCAGUGAGCUACAUCUGUGGGCUGAAGGAUGACUACAGCAGGCUUUUCCAAGGACAGAGGGCUGCCAUGCUGAGUCUCCUGCGUUACAACACCAACCUGACCCGGUGUAAGAACAGCAUGUUCGGCUUCUCUCAGCAGCUGAAGGCCAAGCUGGACUUCUUCAAGAGCAGCAUCCAGUACGACCUGGAGAAAUACAGCGAUCAGAUGCACUACGGCAUUUCCUCUGAAAAAAUGCUGAAGGCCUGGCAGGAGAACGAGGAACGAGCUGCGGCUUUUGCUCAGGUGGCGGAGGUCAGCCAUCUGGACGAUGAGAUCAUGGCUCUGCACUCGGAGAUAGUGGAGCUUCAGAGGAGUCCGUACGCUCGGCGCCAAGGAGACAAGAUGGAGCAGCUGUGAGUUGUGCUGUGGUCGUUUACACAAGAAAUGAUUGGUUUAAGGCCGAAGUGUCAGGGGUGCAACAAAGGUCCCCACCAGGAACCAA